AUGUUGCACGUGCUGAACAAGUCAUCAGGAUCUUCAAUCCAACGAGGGCAUCAAGCAGUUCUUCACCAUCUUCGGCGUCUUCUCGGCUUCAAGGCGUUGCCGAACGAUCUGGUGAUGAGCCCACUGCUGCCGCUUCUUCUUCGCCACUUUCUAGAGGGCCUACAACUCAGCGCCGGCUGCAAGCUGUUCUUCAUCACCUUCGGCCGCUUCUCGGUUUCAAGGCGAUCUGGUGAUGAGUGCGCCGCUGCCGCUUCUCCUACGCCACUUUCUAGAGGAACACAACUCAACGCCGGCUCCAGGUUGUUCUUCGCCAUCUUCGGCCGCUUCUCGGCAUCAAGAUACUUUCUACAAUGGUCAGAAACACUGCGCGGUGCAGAACAAGUGGCCAAGUGUGUUUUUGUUUCACUUUGGGUUGUCGCACUUUCGAUGCAACGAGGGCAUCAAGCAGUUCUUCGUCAAUUCCAGCGGCUUCUCCGCCUCAUCGGCUUCACGGCGAAGCUGAUGGCGAAAACGACGGAAGGAAAGCAGCAUCGGGGUGUUCGAAUAGAAUACGCGCUGCCGAACAACCUGCUGAUGCUCCCGGCGCUGCCGCUGCUUCAUCGCAACUUUCUGAAGGAAUUCUCGAACGACGUGGUGAUGAGCCCGCCGCUCCCGCUGCUUCAUCUCCAGUUCCUG
This is a messenger RNA of Mesorhabditis spiculigera, 675 nucleotides long. NCBI's taxonomy places the organism in Eukaryota, Metazoa, Nematoda, Chromadorea, Rhabditida, Rhabditidae. The record is from the annotation of a GenBank genome assembly.